AUGGGGAGCUAUGGAGAUGAUGGUGGCGUGGAGCUGACCGAGCUGACGCUGGCGCCGCCCGGCGACAGGGCGCGGAGGGCGCGGAGGGCGAGGAAGAGCGGCGGCGAGCCGGCGUUCGUGAAGGUGAGCAUGGACGGCACGCCGUACCUGCGCAAGGUGGACGUGGCGUCGUACGGGGACUACCUCGAGCUUCUCCAGGAGCUCAACGCCAUGUUCUUCUGCUGCUCCAUUGGGCUGAUGGACGGGUACGGGGUAUGGGAGCACGCCGUGGUGUACGAGGACGGCGACGGCGACUGGAUGCUCGUCGGCGACGUACCAUGGGAGAUGUUCGUGUGCUCGUGCAAGAGGAUGAGGGUGAUGCGAGCGUGCGAGGCCAGAGGGCUGAGCUCCAACCUACUUUCAGUACAUGUAGAUAUGAUCUGGGACAGACUUUGCAUGUCGCUUGAGCGGGUGACAGCCCUGCUGAAGGAGGAAGAUGACGACGUUCUGACCGAUGCCAUGCAAAUACGAUCGCGUACGGUUUGA
Messenger RNA from Lolium rigidum, 525 nucleotides. Its product is annotated as auxin-responsive protein IAA26-like. Bases 1 to 525 code for a protein of 174 amino acids. The transcript has 4 exons. Gene Ontology annotation, molecular function: protein binding. Gene Ontology annotation, biological process: regulation of DNA-templated transcription. Lineage: Eukaryota; Viridiplantae; Streptophyta; Magnoliopsida; Poales; Poaceae. The record is from RefSeq and is a predicted model, not a curated record. Gene Ontology annotation, cellular component: nucleus.